Paramormyrops kingsleyae is the source of this 1081-nucleotide messenger RNA. Its product is annotated as potassium voltage-gated channel subfamily E member 2-like. Gene Ontology annotation, biological process: ventricular cardiac muscle cell action potential; regulation of heart rate by cardiac conduction; regulation of ventricular cardiac muscle cell membrane repolarization. Gene Ontology annotation, cellular component: membrane; voltage-gated potassium channel complex. Gene Ontology annotation, molecular function: delayed rectifier potassium channel activity; transmembrane transporter binding; voltage-gated potassium channel activity involved in ventricular cardiac muscle cell action potential repolarization. The record is from RefSeq and is a predicted model, not a curated record. Lineage: Eukaryota; Metazoa; Chordata; Actinopteri; Osteoglossiformes; Mormyridae.
UCCAUGUCUCCUUUAUAACCUAGAUAUAUUUGGAGGGGAAAUGACAUGUUGUCACAUACAGCUUGAGUACUGCGGUCCGCUCAGCCUCAGGUGUGUUUCAUUGUACAUUUAUACGCACUUAAUUUAUGUCUCUGAGUUGCCGAUAGUGUAUGGUUGAACAUGCCCUGUGAUAGACUGCCGUUCCAGCCGGGGUGGAUCCCUGCCUCAGCUUUAUGCUGCCUGGGACAGACUCCAAGCGCCGCCCCGUGAGUCUAACCAUGGAAAGCACAAUGAAACCAUAAAUUUAUGAUUUGGAUACAUGAUGGAAACAGAUGACUAAAGACAUAAGUCACCCGGCCCACAUUCACGCUGUGAACCUCCACACAGCUCGCUGCCCCUGGUACCACGGGGUAAGCAACACUCACGGUAAACACGCUGGGUGACUUUGAGGAAAGAAUACAGGGUACGGGCUGAUAGCACAUUGUUCCAAGGGGAAGGACGCGGUCAGGGUCGUACUUUGCUGUUAUUCUUAUUCAAACACGGCGCUGAUUAAACAGUGAGCUUAACUUCUGCUGCUCAGAGUCCAGCAUUUCGGUGGUAUUGCUCCUCAGCCCUGCCUUUACAGCUCCUCCUGUGCCUCACAACUGAAAUGGCAGCCACGCUUGCAAACAUGACGCAGCAGCUGGGCGAUUUGCUGGGCCGCUCACUGGGCCAGUACUUGGACCACUGGAGACUGAACGUCACACAGGCGCAGAAGGCCCUAAACCAGCGGCUGGCAGAGGAGAACUUCCAGGAUGUCAUCUGGUACCUCAUGGUGAUGAUAGGCAUGCUGGCCUUCAUCAUUGUGGCCAUGCUUGUCAGCACAGUCAAGUCCAAGCGUCAUGAGCACUCCGGAGACCCUUACCACAAAUACAUCGAAGGAGACUGGACCACGGCCCUCAAUAACCAGUACAACAAAGCCAGCUACCUGAAGUCCAACCCCAUUGCCCAGAGCUACUCUCCAUGACAGGUUCUGUAUGCAGUUUCACAUUGGCUUUGGGACAUCUGAACUAAUCUGAUAUCACACGAUGUAACAGCAGUGAUCCAAAAAUCCAUGCAAACA